GUUACAGUCAGCGCGGUAGGAGUUGGAAGAAGCAGUAAAAACUCCACCAAACUCGUCGUAAUGACCCGUGAUAUAUGUUAUAUCCUUACUAUUUUCCAGGUUCUUAGAUAGCAAGAAUAGGUCGGACAACGACGUGAAUGAUAACUGCUUUAUUCCUUACUCACAGUGCGUUCACAUGGCGUACCACAACAACACAGAAUGCGCCCAUCCCACUUCCGGGGUUUUUCUACUACGGAAUUUGAGUUAGCCCAAAAUACACAACAUCUCUUCCCCUCUUACAGUGAACGUGCAUGAAGUCGGAGUCGGAGUCAGCUUUAUUGUCAAUUCCUUCAUGCCAAGACACACAAAGAAAUCGAGAUUACGUCAACAUAGUCUUAUGCACCUAUAACUUGACAUCUUCAAGAUCUAUCAAUAACUACCAUUAAACAAUUAUCAUAUAUGGUCCAGACAAUUAUGACAAUAAUAUUCCCAUGAAACCUUAACUUUGGGUGAGGGUGGACUACCUCGAAUUAUACCGAAUUAUAGCGAAAAACCGAUGUCGUACGCCGUCAGCACUAUGUUGUUUUCAAUAAAAACAUGAAGAACUCACGUUUGCGUCAGUCAAUUUUAAUUUUUAUAAAGGAUUAUUCUCAUUUGAUGUCUUUAAAUUCAUCCGCGUUCUGCCAUUGAAGCGGGGUGCAUUCAAAGACCAGUCGUACAGACGGAACACUCAACGGAACGCUCGUGAGCGGACACACACGUGCAACAUGACUGGCCAACGCAUUGGUCCAAUGUGGGAACGCACCUUUGUCCACAUGCACCCUGACCUGGACUGGCGACCAGUCCAUUGUUUCUCCACAUGUGUCCUGACAUUGAGUGGUGACACUUGAGUACAGAGUCUGCCCUACGUGCAGGUUUUCCCGUGUGCGUGAUGGCAAUGCAUGCAAAUUUCAAUCAAAGUGCAUUGCCAGUCCAAGGUCUGCUUGAAGACAUCAGCAUAGUGCAAUCAGCCUGUCAAUCGUUAACGAGCACCGCCCUCCUCCAAGCCACUCGGCUGCCGCGAAUGCUCACAACAGCAACAUCAUGGCGAGCGCCAGGCUGCGACCCGUCUUCCUUCUCCUCAUCGUCCUCUUGGCCUGGGCCGCCGCGAAGCCGCCCAGGUGCCGAAGGGGUGUGGGGAGCAAACAUCGCCUCCUGCUGAUCUCCUUCGACGGCUUCCGUUGGGACUACGAUCAGGAUGUGGCCACGCCUAACCUGGACCGGCUGGCACGGGAUGGUGUCAAGGCCAAGUACAUCACGCCGCCCAUGCUCACCAUGACCUCACCGUCGCACUUCACCACCAUCACAGGCCGCUGGGUGGAGGACCACGAGGUGGUCCACAACAUGAUGUUCAACACGCAGACCAACCAGAAGGUCCCUCACAAGGAUACCCUGAGGCGCUCCGAGUGGUGGGACAAUGGCGUUUUGCCGCUCUGGAUUACGGCGCAGAACCAGGGUCUGAAGACGGCCUCUUUCUACUACCCCGGAGGUGGCGCCAACUACAGCGGACAGGCGGUGAAUCGGGCCGUUGUGGAGGAGUCGGGCCACCCCGAUGACAACGAGACUGAGUGGCGGCAAAACAUAGACACGGUUCUGAGCUGGUUCUCUAAGGAGGACUUUGACCUGGUCACCCUGUACUACGGUGAGCCCGACAACGUGGGCCAUGCCCGGGGCCCCGACCACCCGGAUCGGAAGGCCAUCAUCCGGCAGAUCGAUCGUACAGUGGGUUACCUGAGGGAUGCCAUUGGGCUCCACGGGCUGGACGCCACCCUCAACGUCAUCAUCACUUCUGACCACGGCAUGACCACUGUCAAGAAGCGCCCUCUGGUGGAUGAGAUCGUGCUCAACAAGUACUUGAAUCUGCUCAAGAUGGCUAGCUUUGAGAUUCUGGACUACGGAGGCUUCGGAAUCCUGACCCCGUGGCCCGGAAAGGAGCAGGAAGUAUUGGAGGCCCUGGCUAAGGCUCCUAACCUGACCGUUUACAGGAAGGGUGACAUGCCCGAGAGUUUCCACCUGGCCAGGAGCGGACGCCUGCCACCCGUCGUCAUCAUAGCAGAUCUUGGCUUCAACCUCAACUCGAGAUUCAUCGUGUACGUGAACAAAGGCGAUCACGGCUUCCAUAACGGCGAGAUGGACAUGAAGAUGAUCUUCAGGGCCUUUGGACCUGAUUUUAAGAAGAACUUCUUGUCCGAGCCCUUUGACAGCGUCCACAUCUACCCGCUCAUGUGCCAACUGCUCAACAUCUGGGCAGAGCCCAACAACGGGUCCCUGGAGCACACGGCCGACAUGCUGAUCACCAGCCACGGCGGACCUCGGACGAGUUCAAUGAUAAUGACAACGACCGUGGUCUUCGUCUUCAUGUCCAUGCUGAUAGCUUAAAGCGGUAAAUCUCUGAGAUCCCGCCCACAAGGUCUCAUCUCCAGGAUGAUGCAGUCAUCGUUGACACCAGAUCCGGUUUCGGUUCCUCCGGAAGCUCCCCAAUGAUGAUGUCAGCUUAACAAUCAUAUGACGCGUUCCUAUGGAAGAUGCUCCCAAAAGGGUUUACAGAAUUGUGAUCACGAUAAUGAUUCAUUACUUAUUUGGCUUUUGCGUAUGCACAGUUGCACUUUGAAAAAUCCAUGUAUUUUG
Molecule: messenger RNA, 2646 nt
Organism: Syngnathus typhle (broad-nosed pipefish)
Lineage: Eukaryota; Metazoa; Chordata; Actinopteri; Syngnathiformes; Syngnathidae
Exons: 5
Coding region: 1063-2397 (444 amino acids)
Source: RefSeq, a predicted model, not a curated record